This is a messenger RNA of Closterium sp. Yama58-4, 1743 nucleotides long. Lineage: Eukaryota; Viridiplantae; Streptophyta; Zygnematophyceae; Desmidiales; Closteriaceae. The record is from the annotation of a GenBank genome assembly.
AUGAUGCGCAAAGAGUUUGUGGACCGGCGAGGCUGGCUGGACGACAGCCAGUUCACGGAGGUGUACCGAUAUGCCAAUGCCAUCCCGGGCCCCACGGGGAUGCAGAUGGUGGCGACACUUGGCACGCUGUGGUUGGGCACGUACCUGGGGGGCAUCCUAAUGCUCUUCUUCUUCAUGCUGCCGGGAUGCGUGUCCGUCUACUUUGUGUCAAGGUUCGUGGAAGGGGUGGGGCAGAACGAUUUCUUCUCGUUCAACACGCAGUGGUUCACGGAGUUUGGCCCGCAGAUCCCCUCCGAUGAGAAGGCCUCCACCUUCUCGCAGGCCGUUGUGGGCGCCGUUGCUGCUGCCCCUGCCUACGCCCUCCUCUACUCCUUCGCCCAUGCCCAGAACGUCGCCACCACCACGGACAGAGCUCUCAUCGCCAUAGUGGCUUCCAUCGUCUUCCUGCUGGCCCCGCACCACCUCUCGCACCUCCUCGUGCCCCUCGCCCUGCUCCUCGCCGCCCUCUUCCGCUACCUCGCCCCCUUCGACCGCCUCUUCUCCCCCCCCUCCUCUUCCUCCUCCCACGCCGCACACUCCUACUUCCCUUGGUCUGCUGCCAGACCUUCCCACCCUCACGCCUCGUCCGCCUCCUCUUCCUCCUCCACCUUCUCCUCCUCCUCCUCCUCUGCGGCCUCUGGCGUCCCUCUAACCUCCCAAGUGACUGACAUCUUCUUCCGCCCGCUGCUCAGCCGGAGAAACACCGCGGCAUACACUCAGCUAAGCGCCAGCGGUACCAGUGCCGAGCGGGUUCCACUCACAGCCAGAGGCGGGGGCGGACGGGGGGGGAACGGCUUGGUGGGAGCAGUCGCUGGGGCAGGCUCCCCUGCUUUCAGUGAAGGGGAUGAAGGGGAUGAGGAGGAGAGUAAGAAGCUUGGGAAGGGCUUGGCGGUUGGGGGGGUGGCGGGAGGGUUGGGGGAGGGUGGCGGGGCGGGGAUUGCGUGGGGAGAGUCGCUGGUGGUGUUGAGAGCCAAGGUGCACUCGCUGCCGUGGUCUGCCCUGCUGCUGCUCGCAUGGGCUGUCACGAAUCUGGCGUUUCUUUACUGCCGCACUCACGACGGGCGCGACCUGGGAUGGCUUGUGCUGACAGAGCUCAUCUGCCGCUCCGUGUCACUCGGCUUUGGGGGCGACUUCUUUCCUUUUGCCAUCAUGAAUAUGGAGUAUCUGCAGGAUAACGGCAUCUUAAGGCCACCCAUUGUCAACAUCAUCGCCCUUACAGCAACCAUCAUGUUGCCCGGCCAUUACUAUUCGGCCGUCACCUUCAUAGCAAUCUACAGCAUUGGUGUGAAGGGAGUGGUGGUGGGGCUAAUGGCAGUGGCUGUACCAACCUUCCUCUCCGCCUUCUCCCUCCUCCCCCUCUGGGACUCCUUACAACGCGACCAGGGCCUGGGAGCGGCAGUGGCUGGAGCUGGACUAGCUGGGGCGGGAGUGGAGAUUGCCGUUCUGCUGCACCUGCUGCUGCAAGUGGCAACAACAACAGGUCCGCUAGCUGUGGGCAUUCUCACGGCAUCAUUGGUUGCAGCAUUCCAGACUCCAGCGCCAAUAGCAGUGGCAACAGGGUCAGCAUUCGGGCUUAUCCUCUAUCUGUUCAACAUCGGGGGUCCGUACUGCUGGGUGCCAGCAUACAUGCGUCUCAACCCCGAAAUGGUCAAGCCGUGCCUGCUCCUGCACAAUCUCAAUACGCUCUUGUUCACACGCUAUUGA